CACCGCCCGUCAAUCAAAAUACAAAGAAAUCUGACAGUUAUCACCUUAUUGCUACGCGUAUACAAUAACUAUAAUUUGCUGAUCAUGUCCGGUGGCUUGUGACUAUCAGGACUCUCCGUUUCACGACAAGUCACGCAAUGACUGCCCCAGAACAACCAAUGAAACCAGGGGAUAUGGCUGCCUUGGACGUGGACAGCAGUCAAAGCGGCUUUCUGCAGCAGGAGGGAGGCAGGGGCAGCCAGGACACUCAGCCAUCACCCCUCGACCUGCUAGCAACCACCUGCACUAAGGUUGGGUCACCGUCGUCAGAGGUGGACAGAGGUGCUGCCGCUGAUGUGACAUCUGAUCCAUCUACUCAUCUUACUGGGACUGAUAAAUGGGAGGUUUUAACACCCACAACAGCAGCAAAGGAUGAAUCUGGAAUGAUACAGAUCCAAAGUCAAGGAAUAUUAACAUCAAAUGGACAAUACAUUCUUCCUCUCCAGAGCUUACAAAGUCAGCCAAUCUUUGUGACGUCGGGAACGGCCGCCUCCAAUGCCAAUACAGUGCCUAACAUUCAGUACCAAGUAAUCCCUCAGAUUCAGACAGCAGAUGGACAGCUGAGCUUCUCCACGUCCGGCGUGGAAGGAGCGACUCUGACUCAAGAUGCCACGGGGCAGAUUCAGAUCAUGCCUGAUGGUAGCCAGAGUCUCAGUGUCGCAUCAACUGCAAACAUCCUUAAUAACAACCAGAACCUCAUAUCACAGACUGGUAAUGUCCAGCAGAUCCAGGGGGUUUCUAUUGGCAGCUCCACCUUCAACAACCAGGGUCAGGUUGUUACUAAUGUGCCUGUGGGUUUGCCCGGGAACAUUACUUUUGUUCCUAUUAACAGUGUGGACUUGGACUCCCUGGGGCUGUCUGGAGCUCAGACUAUAGCAACAGGGGUCACUGCUGAUGGCCAGCUAAUUAUGGCAAAUCAGCCUGUGGAUGGCUCAGAGAGUCAGGUGAAGACAGAUGAUCACCUCUCACAAACAAUACCAGUCAAUGACUCAAAUGCAAAUCCUGAGAUUUUCGUGCCGACGUCUUCCUCUCAGCUGCACGUUCCAUCAAAUGAAUCGGGUCUGCUGACACAAGAUUCAUCAUUGUCGUCAGUGGCUACAGAACAACCUGACUCAAGUUCUGGUCUCCAAGAAGGCUUCAUCCAUCAAAAUCAGGAGCAGAGCAUCCAGGUGUCCUCAGCCACGCCCAUCAUCCAGCUACAGCAGGUGCCUGUUCAGACCACCAAUGGUCAGGUGAUGCACUCAGUGGCGACAGGCGGGCAGAGCCUGCAAAACGUGCAGCUGAUCAACCCGGGAACCUUCAUCAUCCAAGCCCAGACAGUCACACCCUCGGGUCAGAUACAGUGGCAGACCUUUCAGGUGCAGGGAGUUCAGAACCUGCAGAACCUCCAGCUGCCCACCACACCACCCCAGCAGAUAACCCUGGCUCCAGUCCAAACCCUGUCACUUGGUUCCAAUCCGGUCAGCAUCAGCACAGGGCAGAUCCCCAACCUGCAGACAGUGACAGUCAACUCAGUGGCCCAACAGGAAGGAGACACAGACACCCCUGGAGACAUUCAGAUAAAGGAAGAGCCAGACUCUGGAGACUGGCAGCUGAGCACCGACUCCACCUUGAACACAAGCGAUCUGUCCCACCUUCGCGUCAGGCUGGUGGAUGAGGAGGAUCAGUUGGGCCAGGAGGGCAAGAGGCUGCGCAGAGUGGCGUGUACUUGCCCCAACUGUAAAGAGUCAGGAGGGAGAGGAUCCAGCAUGGGGAAAAAAAAGCAGCACAUCUGCCACAUCGCGGGCUGUGGGAAAGUAUAUGGAAAGACAUCGCACCUGCGAGCACACCUGCGCUGGCAUUCAGGGGAGCGACCUUUUGUUUGCAGCUGGAUGUUCUGUGGGAAGAGGUUCACACGCAGCGAUGAGCUGCAGAGACACAGGAGAACACACACAGGAGAGAAGAAGUUUGUUUGCCCCGAAUGUUCCAAGCGCUUCAUGCGGAGCGACCACCUGGCGAAGCACAUUAAAACUCAUCAGAACAAAAAAGGUGUGAACUCUGGCAGCUCAGUGGUGGCCUCGAUGGAAUCCGCAGGGUCCUCAGACAGUAUCAUCACCACGGCAGGCGGGACCACCCUCAUCCUCACCAACAUCCAGCAGGGCUCCAGCACCGCCCAGGACAUCCUGGCCAAUGCAGAGAUCCCUCUCCAGCUCGUCACCACAGUAGCGGCCAGUGAAGUCAUGGAGUAAUUUACACUCACACAUGAACUUCUGCAAACUCUCUCAUACUGUAUACUCCUACCUGCAUUUUUAUUCAAGUUUUGAAGAAAAACUAAAAUUAUAUAUAUAUAUAUAUAUAUACAUAUAUAUAUAUAUUUUAACACAGAAAUAGUCAGUCCAUGUCCAUACUCAGUUUUUACUGAAGAAAAACUAGUGUUGGAGACUAAAAGAAGAUAAAGGUGGAAAAAGACAUUGCAGUAAACACACAAGGAAAUGCCUUAUUUUGUACAAUAUUGUGUAGUUGCAAGUGUAGGAUGCCAUUUUGUUUUAAAUCUACUUUAAUUUGUUAAUAAUGCGUUUUUCAUGAAAAAUUAUUGGUAAGUUGAGCGAUUCUCUCCUCGUCUUUUGUUGAUGGUAUACUCUGAUGAUGUCCUUGGUCAGCAAGGUUUGUUCCAUAUUUACUGUCAGCAAAGACUAAAUCUCACACCAGAGAUCAUUUUAUCCAGCUGAAGUAACGUUAUUGCUUAUGUCCAAAUUUCUUAAUGUUAUGUGUAUUCCUUUUCUUCCACUGUUCUACUUGCAGUCAGUCAGUCAGUUUGCAAAUUAGCAAGACCUGCUUCCUCCAUUUAUUUAAAAAAAAAAAAAA
This is a messenger RNA of Seriola dumerili (greater amberjack), 2883 nucleotides long. It is a transcript of the gene sp3a, whose product is annotated as Sp3 transcription factor. Gene Ontology annotation, biological process: regulation of transcription by RNA polymerase II. The record is from RefSeq and is a predicted model, not a curated record. Gene Ontology annotation, molecular function: RNA polymerase II cis-regulatory region sequence-specific DNA binding; DNA-binding transcription factor activity, RNA polymerase II-specific. The transcript is spliced from 7 exons. Lineage: Eukaryota; Metazoa; Chordata; Actinopteri; Carangiformes; Carangidae. Bases 138 to 2267 code for a protein of 709 amino acids.